Messenger RNA from Bacillus rossius redtenbacheri, 4290 nucleotides. RefSeq lists its product as uncharacterized. The record is from RefSeq and is a predicted model, not a curated record. Bases 130 to 4290 code for a protein of 1386 amino acids. Gene Ontology annotation, molecular function: guanyl-nucleotide exchange factor activity; protein binding. Gene Ontology annotation, cellular component: plasma membrane; nucleus. The transcript is spliced from 23 exons. NCBI's taxonomy places the organism in Eukaryota, Metazoa, Arthropoda, Insecta, Phasmatodea, Bacillidae.
AUCCGGCGGGCGGCGGCGCGCCUCUACCAGUCGCGCCGCAGCCGCACGCCGUCCCGGCCACGCGGCAAGGAGAACCGCCAGGGAGGGGCGGACAACUGCGGCUCUCCGCGGACCAGGGACAGCGUCUACAUGCGUCUGGACGCGCUGCCCGCCGCCCUACGUGACGUCAGCAACCGGCCGGCAGAGGGCGUCGAGUCGCCGGCCAAGAGGCGGCGUCGCUCCUCCGCGCGGCCCAGGCGCGUGAGCCGAGCGCUGAGGCUCGCCGCAGACGGGCAGGACGCCGCGACCACCCCGCGGAGGAACCUGGACCGCAGAGCCAUCCUCCAGUACUCGGACUUCUCGCCCGGCUGUCGCCGCCCCAAGAGGACCCGCCUGUCCCAGGGCGAGGUCUCACUCGCCGGCUCGGGCGACCAGUCCAUGGUCACCCUGCAGCCCGAGCCACCCACCAUGCAGAUAGACUACUCCCCCUGCCCGCUGAGGACCACCAAGAGCUUGAUCGCGCUCCGCCGUCGCCUGGAGGACACCUUCUCCGCGAGUCACCGCAGCGUGGGCAGUCUCCCCCCGGCACCCAGCCUCGGGCUCGACAACCCCCUGUACUACACCCUCACCGGCAGGAUCACCAGCCUGCUGCAGUGCCCCGGGGACGACGUGCCCGCCAAGAUGAGGAGGAGGAACAUCGUGUCCUACUCCAACGACAUCCCUCUGGUCAUCACCCCCGGCAAGACCCUGGACGCCUGUGGCAGUGCGCCUGUGCUGCCUCGAGCUGACCGCAGUCUGCAGGUGUCGGCGCUCACGCACAGCAUGGCCAAGUUAAACCUGAACAGCCUUGCUACCUCUUCAUCUCUACCGCUAGACACGUCGGCGGCGCUUCCUUCUCGCCAAGAAGAAGAGAGUGCGAUCACGACCGGUAGAGACAGUUUGGGCGUCCAUCACGACGCAACGGACCCGAGGUUCCUGAGCCAGUUCCCCGUCGUGGACUCGACGCUACCUCUGGCUUCUGACUUGCGUAACCUCCCCGGUACUACUUCUCGUGCUCCACGCAAUGCGAACGAUACCGUCGAUGGAACCCUGGCGUUUAGUUUGAGAAGUCCUCGGGAAACAGGAGCGCUCAACACCAGCAGAUCUAGUCAACGCGACAAAAGUAUCCCGAGGCGGAGUGACCUGAGCAGUUCAGACUCGUUGAGGAGGAGCAUGCCUGUGGUACCAUCGAGCGAAGAAGGUGCGUCACAGAGGCCACAUCACAGAGAAGCGCACGACUCGGGUGGAACCACCGGUCCAGUUGUUUCACGAGCCGACUCGGACCAUGCGGGGGGCGGGGGAGGCAGCGCGGACAGCCUGGGCCGCUCCUUCAGCCUGCGGCGGCAGGGCGGGUUCCGGAGGCGGCAGCGCCCCGGCCGGGGCAGGCUCGGCCUCACGCUGGCCAAGGGCAUCCCGAGCCCCUCCAGCGAGGGCGAGCCGGACGCGCCCGGCUCGCUGGGCGUGCGGCCACUGGCGCCGUCCUCGCCGUCCUCCUCCGACGAGACGUGGAACUCCCACUCGCUGCGUCUCCUGCAGACGCCGCGGCUGACGGGGGCGGCCUGCACCUCGCCAGCCAGCGCCGCGCCCGCUGGCUCGACGGCUAGUCCCGUGGCGCUCGUGGAGCGGCGCUCGCGCUCCCGCCGCUGCCUCACGUUCGCGUCGCCAGGCGGCAGCACCAAGCAGCGGCGCGCGCUGGCGUCCAGGCGGCACUCGCGCGACCGCCAGGCCUGCCAACUCAGAGGCGAGUUGGAGCUGGCUGUCUACGCGAACAGUGGGCUGCUGACGAUACAUGUGAUCCGCGGUUGGAAUCUUCAUAAAAACGGAGGGAAUUCAUGCAACGCUUACGUGAAGGUGAACCUGGUGCCGAGCUGCGAGGAGCGCACCUUCCACCGCACGUCCGUGCAGCGCGACACCAGCGACCCCUGGUUCGACCAGAAGUUCUCCUUCGAGGUGCUGGACGGUGACCUGGACAAGCGCGUGCUCGUGUCCGUGUGGCACCGCGACAAGGACCGCAGGAGAAGCGAGUUCCUGGGAUGUAUGUCAUUUGCCGUCAAACAUGCAGUUAAAAAGGAUAUCGGCGGCUCGUUCCGCCUGCUGUCGCAGAGCUCGGGCCAGACGCAGCACCAGCCGGCCGCCGUGCUGUCCCGGCAGUCCGUGUCCAGCUGCGAGCAAGUGAUCACGGCUACGCCCAAGUCAGAUAUGGAAAGGAGAAAAAGCUGUUCAAAGAAGCCAGUCGAAACUAAAGCAGGCGCGGCGGCCGGGGGUGACGACAGCAGCUUCCUGAGGCACCUCGAGCUGGAGCCGGCGGACGAGGCCCCGACGAGCGCCUGCAAGGGCGGCCGCACGCCCUUCACCACCACGCGCCGCCUCUCUCGCCACGCCAAGGCCGGCUUCGGCUUCUCCAUAGCGUGGACCCAGCCUCCCAGGGUGGAGCGCGUGGAGGCGGGCCAAGCUGCGGACCGCGCGGGGCUGCGACCCGGUGACUACGUCAUCUUCGUGGAGAAGUGCAACGUGGUGACCAUGCCCGAGGAGGAGAUACUCGACCUCAUCAGGUCGAGCGGCGACGAGCUGACCCUGGAGGUGUACCGGCGCGCCGCCCCCAACGGCCUGGUGAGUGCCGGCGGCGGGGACACGGCCGCCCCCGCCGCCCCCAGCCGCUCGCCUGCCACCACGUGCUCCGCCACCAGCGCCUCGCUGGACCUCAGCAAGCGGCGCCUGCACCUGCCGCAGGUCACCUUCAGCAGCGAGGUCGGUGCCGGGGUCAUCGACUCGAGGAGACGCGCCGUGUGCCAGCUGCUGGCCAAGGAGCAGCAGUACGCAGUCAACAUGCAGUACGGCCUGAGCAGGUUCCUGCUGCCCUUGGCCGACCGCCGUGACCUGCUGUCCGUCAACGAACACCUCGCCCUCUUCCAGAACGCCGAGGAGCUCCUGAGGCUGACGGAAGACAUCUCGGAGAUGCUCUUGCAAGAGGAGGGCGAGAACUUCGGCCAGAACAUCGGCCGGAUCUACCUCAAGAAGAUGGGGACGAUGAACGCGGCGUACCGGCGCUACUUCUCGGGCAUCAAGAAGGCCGACUGUCUGCUGGCCGCCAAGACCAGGAGCACGGACUUCAUGAGGAGCAUCGUGGAGCCGCCCGUGCCGCGCCGCCGACCCGACCUCACCGCCUUCCUGCACAAGCCGCUCGAGCACUACAGAGAGGUGCUGAAGCUGCUGCAGACGAUACUCAACACCUCCAAGGUCACCGACGACGACUACCCGGUGCUGGCUCGCAUCGUCCAGGAGAUGCAGGUCAUGUACCGCGAGGUGACGACCGGCGCCGGCCUCAUGGAGCCCGAGGGGGAGGGCCGCCCGCUGCUGUCGCUGCAGGACCUGGAGAGUCGCCUCGUGUUCACCAGGUGCAAGCCCUUCGUGCUGCGCGCGCCGGGCAGGCAGUGGCUGUUCGGCGGCGACCUGAGCCGCGUGGAAGGGCGCGCCGUGCGGCCCUUCUGGGCGCUGCUCUUCACCGACCUCAUCCUCUUCGCCAAGGUCAGCCGCGACCGCGUGCUCUUCAUCACCGAGGAGCCGCUGCCGCUGCUGUCCGUCACGCAGGCCUUCUUCAACAUCAGGAAGAAAGCCAACGACUUCCGGCUGGUGGUGGCGGGGGCGGGCGAGGGAGUGGACAGUCCGGCGCCACGCUGCGGGCCCGAGCUGCAGCUGUCCCGGCACCAGCGGAGGAGACCAGUCACCCUGCGUGCUCCCUCCGCCGAGCUCAAGGCCGUCUGGCAGAACCUCAUCCAGCGCCAGAUCAUCUACCUGAACACGAUCCGGGGCGGGACGCCGGCGUCCAGCCCGCUGGACUCGCCUGACCCACCCACCACGCUGUCCGUCGCCACGCUGGACUCCCUGUCGCUGCGGCGCCAGACGCCGCUGGCCGACUGCGGCUCGCAACGCCACCUGGACGAGCUCAUCGAGCACCGCUGCCGCCGCCUGGGCAAGUCGGGCUCCAGCAAGGGCAGCGCGCUGCACCUCGCGCAGUGGAUCAAGGGCCAGCUGGGCGGCGCCGGGGGCCCCCUCACGCCCGAGGACGAGCCCGAGCCCGAGGUGUGGUCGCCCGAGACUCUGCGCCGGCGCAGCGAGCAGCUCAACCUCUUCGCCGUCAGCGCGCUCGGCGGCCGCAACGAGAGCCGCUGCGAGGAGAUCGACAUGUCCGACACCGAGCGGAGCCAGACCCUCAGCACCUCCGACAGCCAGCCAGUUAGCGCCUUCCUCCUGGUCCUCCCAACUUCCUGGUAG